UCUGCUGAACAACCUGGGCUGCGAGUUUCGAAAUUGAUGCCUGCCUGGUUUUGUACAUCUCUGUGCAGUUGACAGCGGAUUUACGCCUCACGAUUCCCCUCCUCCCCCCUGCCACGUGAGUGGCAUUGCCUCGCAGUGGUGUCCGUGAGCGUCGCUAAAGAAGUCCCGGGACAGGUUCGUUGGAGGUGAAGCCGCUCCAACCUGUUCCAGCUCUAGAAGGCGUGGAAGUUCCUCCGCGUUUCUCAUUUUAACUGGGCGUGAACAGCGCUCUUUGCUUUGGCAUCGGAUGGUCCUGGCACGUCGUGGGUGGUGUUCAUUGCCCAGACGUUCAUUGCAAUUUGGACAGAGAAAAGCCACCGUUUUCUUUCAUUUCUCCGAGAGGAGGAGAACUCAAGCAGUAGGAAAAUGUCUGUUUUCCCUAAAAUAUCUUUGAGACUUGAAGUUGAAAACUAUCUUAAAGCGGGCUUUAUGAAUAAGGAGAUUCUGUCUGCUUUAGGUAAACAAGAAGCAGAAAGGAGGUUUGAAACGCUGUUACAUAACUUGUCUCACCCUCCGUCAUUUACCACGGUCAGGGUAAACACGCAUCUGGCCUCAGUACAACAUGUGAAAAAUCUGUUAUUUGAUGAACUUCAGAAGCAGUUUAAUGGAUUAAGUUUUCCUAUUCUUCAGCAUCCAGACCUUCAGGAUGUCUUACUUAUUCCUGUUAUUGGACCUAGGAAGAAUAUAAAACAACAGCCUUGUGAAGUCAUUGUUGGAGCCCAGUGUGGUAAUGCUGUGUUACGAGGAGCCCAUGUCUAUGUCCCUGGAAUCGUGUCAGCCUCAAAAUUUAUGAAAGGUGGAGAUGAUGUUUCCGUAUACUCUGAUAUUAAAGGCAAAUGUAAGAAAGGAGCCAAAGAAUUUGAUGGAACAAAAAUAUUUCUUGGAAACGGAAUUUCUGAACUAAGUCGCAAAGAGAUCUUCAGUGGGCUGCCUGAACUGAAAGGUGUAGGCGUAAGAAUGACAGAGCCAGUGUAUCUCAGCCCUUCAUUUGAUAAUGUACUGCCCAACUACUUAUUUUUACAGAAUUUGCCAUCUGCUGUAGUAAGUCAUGUUCUGGAUCCUCAGCCUGGAGAGAAGAUUCUAGAUUUGUGUGCAGCACCCGGAGGCAAAACAACACACAUUGCAGCACUCAUGCACGAUCAGGGAGAAGUGAUAGCACUGGAUAAAAUAUCCAACAAAGUAGAAAAAAUAAAGCAGAAUGCAUUAUUGUUAGGAUUGAAUUCCAUCCGGGCAUUUUGCUUUGAUGGAACAAAGGCCCUUAAACUUGAUAUGGUUAAGGACACAGACGGAGAACCUCCAUUCUUACCAGAAUCGUUUGACCGAAUUCUUCUCGAUGCUCCCUGCAGUGGAAUGGGACAGAGGCCAAACAUGGCUUGUACUUGGACUUUGAAAGAAGUGAUGUCCUAUCAACCAUUACAGCGAAAACUCUUCACUGUGGCAGUGGAGCUGCUCAGGCCGGGGGGCGUGCUGGUGUAUAGCACGUGCACUGUCACCCUGGCAGAAAACGAGGAACAGGUUGCCUGGGCCCUCGAGACGUUUCCCAGCCUUCAGCUUCAGCACCAGGACCCACAGGUGGGAGGAGAAGGGAUGCUGGGAGCUGGCCUGUCACCUGAACAGUUGAAACGGCUGCAGCGAUUCGAUCCCUCUGCAGUGCGGUCACUGGACCGUGACAUUGGUUCUCUGAGAGACGCCAGCAUAGAAGACCUGGUUUGGCUGGCAAAUAAGGAUUGUAUAGGUUUUUUCAUAGCAAAAUUUGUAAAAUGCAAAAGCACACAAGAGGAGGAUCUUUAGAAAUGAAAAUUCCAAACAUGUGCCAUGUGGUUAUUAUUUUUUUUUAAACCAAACUCUCAUCAAACCAUAUGAUUGAUGUCGUGGUUGCUGGAGAAACAGAAAAGGCUGCCAGCUCUUCCACCAGGAAUCAAGAGACUCUACUUCAGAGAGAAAAACACUGGAGGGUUGGGGUGGGAGUGGGGUGUGCAUUGAGAUUAUAUUUUGUGUUUUUAAGAAAAUUUUUCCUUUAUGGAUUUAGCAGAGUAUAAAGAAAAGGAGGUGCCUGUCGAAGUCUGGAACGUAAUUUCAUUUGGGGUCUUUGUUUUAAUUUGUAAAGAAUGCAAGUCAUUUUUAAUGUUAAAAUGAGUGGAUUUUACAAAAGGAAUAAAAUUAGCAGUAUUUAAUUUGGUUAUAAAA
Molecule: messenger RNA, 2226 nt
Organism: Odocoileus virginianus texanus
Lineage: Eukaryota; Metazoa; Chordata; Mammalia; Artiodactyla; Cervidae
Gene: NSUN6
Product: NOP2/Sun RNA methyltransferase 6
Biological process (GO): RNA methylation
Molecular function (GO): RNA binding; RNA methyltransferase activity
Source: RefSeq, a predicted model, not a curated record